Messenger RNA from Pantherophis guttatus, 2252 nucleotides. It is a transcript of the gene VGLL1, whose product is annotated as vestigial like family member 1. Gene Ontology annotation, cellular component: nucleus. The record is from RefSeq and is a predicted model, not a curated record. NCBI's taxonomy places the organism in Eukaryota, Metazoa, Chordata, Lepidosauria, Squamata, Colubridae. Gene Ontology annotation, biological process: regulation of DNA-templated transcription.
AUUCGAAUCCUGUCCAUCUUGUAGUACCGGGAACAGAUCUUCACUCUGGGGACCCAAUUCUUAGCUUGGGCACAAACCCCGGGUGCCAGCUCUCUUUUACAAGCACCCUGAACAGACCUUUUUAUUGUCUUCUUUCCUGAAACCUCUAAACCUGGUUGACUUGUCAGAGUGCAUUUCACACAUUCCUGUUCCCGAGCCUGAAGGAUACGCCUAGUUCCCUCACUGCUAAAGGAACAGAAAACUGCUGGUACGGUCUGGUGCUGUUCUCCUUGUUGUUGAGUUGCUACAGGGCUCACACCCGGAGCAGAGAAUCACGGAGAAUCACAGCAUGAAGUGAACUCAGGUGGGGUCUGUCUACUAGACCAAAGGUAGAACAUCCCAAGUCUAAACUCUGAGUAAGCAGUGAUCUUGGGGAGGUUAUUUCCAAGUAUGGAAGAGACAAAGAAUAAUCCCGCAAAGCUGAGUAGAACGAAACAGCCAGUGAAAACAGAAUGGGGAGCCCAUUACAUGGUAUUGACCUACUUCCAAGGAGACACUAAUAGCAUGGUGGAUGAACAUUUCUCCAGAGCUUUGAGCGUCACCAAAAACCCACAGGACCUGAGUAGAGACAACGGUGUCAAAGAUGGCCUGAUUAACAACGAAAACCACCAACCUUCCCAUGGGUGGGGUCUUCCAUCCCAUUGGACCAAGCCCUAUGAUGCCUCUUCCCCUUUGAACCUGUGCGCUUCGGAUGAAAACUCAAUUGUUCCCUCCAUGGAUGUCUACCAGCCUUCCAUUCUCCAGGGAGCUUCUCCAGCGACCGCUGAGCUUUGGCCUUCGUCUUCCGGGGGUGAUCCGCGUUUGACCCCAGUUUCGAGGUACCCAACCUCUGAUCUGCAUAUGGCACAAGACGGCAUGUCGGAUGAGAAGUACGAUUCUCUGCUGGGCCUCCUGGAGCAGGAGAGAUGUUCUCGGCCCGUCCAAGAGCUGUUUGAUUCCCGGUCAGCUUGUCUUACUGGUUCGGCUGGGUUGCAAAAUAUGAGCCAGAGGUAUCCCUGCUAAUGGCCAGUUUGCACUUUUAAAACAAAUGGACCCAUUUGCUUAUUAUUUUAAGACUUUCUGAGGACUUCACAGAGCUGUCAUUAAGAAAAGCAGUCAAACAGUGGUGAACCGCCAUUUUCUCUCACCAGAUUUUUUUCCCAUGUGCUUUUCAAUUUUUGGAAUGGGUAGAAGGAGAUGCUCUCACAUCUGUCUUCACUUUUGCCCAGUUGUGGGUUUCACUUACCUUCACUACCAGUUCGGAACUGUGAGCGUGUGUGCACUUGCUUACGCAGAGCGUCCGUGAUGACGUCUGGGCGGGUGAGUGGAGCCUCCCACCACCGCUGCCGCUACCAAUUCGCCCGAACCGGUAGAAGUCCACCAUUGCUUUUGCCCAACAGCGUGCAGAAAUCCAGUCUCAUGGAAACCUCCCCGUCUCUAGCUUUCAAAUCCAGCUGAAAACGGUCACCUCCGACUUCCUGGGUUCUCCUCAUCUUGGAGGUCUUCAGACAGGACCUUCAGCCACUCCUUAGCCCUACAAAUGUUCCAUCCAGGGUCGCCGGUUGCUUGUUUCCGAAUCGAAUCUCAGUUUAGAAACAAUAUAAAAUAUAGUUUGCGCCGGGCUGGCAAUUUUGCCACACGAUGGCAGCAGAUCUCAGAACGUGGCCACAUGCUAGGCUGAAGAUCUCACCCUCAACCAGGCCCUGGCGUGGAAAGGUCCAUGCUCCAGAUGCUAAACAAAGGGCCUUCUUUAGAACUGACCUAAAAUUUUGCCAUUGGGAAGCUGAACUCAAUGAGUGAGAAACAUCCUAAUGACCAGAAGAGAAACUUAUGGCUUUCUUCUGUCCAUAUCAUUGUAUUUGACACACACACACAGUUGUGUGGAUUCUGCUCUCGGCAACCAAAACCCAACGUGUGUUCCUCAUAUCAAGAACAUCUCCCUCUCUUCACAAGAGCAGUUGCCGUUAGAGGAGGAAGCCUACGAUGUGUCCAUUGAGGCCAAUCUUGUCAAUACUGGUCCACCACGGCCUCUCAAGAGAAGUUUUCCCGUUACUCACCAGGUGACGGCUUUGAUGGCUGGGUGGGUUGGGUGGUGGAAACCUAGCCUUAUUUGGAUCGUUUUUCAGUCUGGAAACAUGCCGUGUGAACCUGGAGAAGGAGUUACCAAUUAAAGCUGAUGCAUUUCCUGAGGAGCACUUGUAUACAAAUUUAAUAAAAUGAAAAUGAAAUGAAAA